Molecule: messenger RNA, 1787 nt
Organism: Spinacia oleracea (spinach)
Lineage: Eukaryota; Viridiplantae; Streptophyta; Magnoliopsida; Caryophyllales; Amaranthaceae
Product: riboflavin biosynthesis protein PYRD, chloroplastic
Exons: 3
Coding region: 296-1639 (447 amino acids)
Biological process (GO): riboflavin biosynthetic process
Molecular function (GO): diaminohydroxyphosphoribosylaminopyrimidine deaminase activity; zinc ion binding
Source: RefSeq, a predicted model, not a curated record
GGCUUGUAGCACAGAGCAAUACGACGUCGGAUCAGAGCCCUCCUUCAGCUCACAUUCUCAAUGCUCCAAUCUCCAACUACUGCUUCCCCGCAGCAUGGUUCUUGCUGUUGCAGGUGUUUCUUGUAAACUUGCCCACCUCACUUCUCUUUAUUAUUGUAUUUAAUUUAUUUCUCUCUGUAAUUUUGCUCAAAUUGAGUUAUACUUUCAUUUAAUGGCUGAUAAAUCUGAUUGCUUUUAGCCAUUUUGCAUUUACAUAAUUGUCAAUCAACCAAAAUUGCUAAUUACCAAAACAAACAUGAAUUAUCUCACUCUUUCAAACCCAAAUUCCAUCUUCAAUCCACCUAUAGUCUCACCCCACCUCACAAAAUCAACAUAUAAAUCUGUUUCUGGGUCUUUUAGUUUGCCCAAAUUGGUGCCGAACCCACAUAAAAACAUGGGUUAUUUGAGAAAACCCAUAUUUGAUUCAAGAUUCAAUAAUGGGUAUUCGAGUAUGGAAAAAAGGUUAUCCGGGGCAAGUUUUAGUUUCAGAAUUGGUGGUGAUGUUGUGAAAGUGAGGUGUGAGAGUAAAAAUGAAGAUGAUGCAUUUUACAUGAGAAAGUCCGUGGAGCUAGCUAAGCAGGCAAUUGGGUGUACUAGUCCUAAUCCUAUGGUUGGCUGUAUUAUUGUUAAAGAUGGUAAGAUUGUUGGUCAAGGGUUUCAUCCUAAGGCAGGUCAGCCUCAUGCUGAGGUUUUUGCUUUAAGGGAUGCUGGGGAGAAGGCUGAGAAUGCAACUGCUUAUGUGACUUUGGAACCCUGCAAUCAUUAUGGAAAAACUCCUCCCUGUUCCGAGGCUUUGAUCAAAGCCAAAGUGAAGAAAGUUGUGGUCGGCAUGGUGGAUCCGAACCCUAUUGUUUCAUCUAGGGGGAUUAAUAGGCUUCAAGAAGCAGGCAUUGAAGUAGUUGUUGGAGUUGAGGAAGAUUUAUGCAACAAGCUCAAUGAAGCAUUUAUUCACAAAAUGAUUUCUGGGAAGCCUUUUGUUACUCUCAGAUACUCCAUCUCCGUUAAUGCUGUGCUUAUAGAUCAACUGGGGGAUAAAGUUGCAGAGCGUGGAGGAUAUUACUCUCAAUUGCUACAAGAAUAUGAUGCAGUAAUACAUGCAGCAACCACCACGAUGGACAAAGCAAUGUCAUUCGUUACAUCACAAGAACCAAAUGCCCGUCAACCUCAACAAAUAUUUAUAGCUAAGAAAUCUGAUUUCCUUAACUGGGAUUUGGAACUACUUGUAGAAGCAGACUGUAAACCAAUUAUAUUUGUGGACGAGGAAGUAAUACUACCACCGGAAAUGUCUCAGAAGGGUAUUGAAACAGUUGUUAUGGACGACAUCAGUUUGGAUGCUGUUUUGGAGUAUUGCAGUAGACAAGGAAUGUGUAAUGUAUUGGUAGAUUUGAGAGGGAAACUAAGCGUUUGGGAAGACGUUUUGGAGAAAGGUUUUCUAACGAAUUCGGUACAAAAGGUGGUAGUGGAGGUACUACCUCUUUGGGUAGGGGAUGAUGUCAAUCUUUCUUCCUCAACAAUGAUGAGUCUCACCCAAAGUAAGAGGUUGAAGAACUUAUCAACUAGGAUUAUACAAGACACUGUGUUACUUGAGGGAUAUUUUUGAUCUUUAUAUAGUAUUUAAUGACUUUAUUUCUCAUAGAAGAGAAUUGUUAUGAUUUUGUCAGAAUUUCAAGUGUAUUUACUGUUUUUACAGAAUCAACUAAAUAAAAUUAUAUGGAAUAUCAAGAGCCAAAAUUUUACAAAAAGUGGUA